Molecule: messenger RNA, 1140 nt
Organism: Aspergillus niger
Lineage: Eukaryota; Fungi; Ascomycota; Eurotiomycetes; Eurotiales; Aspergillaceae
Exons: 5
Coding region: 1-1140 (379 amino acids)
Cellular component (GO): proteasome core complex
Molecular function (GO): threonine-type endopeptidase activity
Source: RefSeq, a predicted model, not a curated record
AUGAGAAAUAUGAAUUUAUCUGCAAAGUCACGUAUAGUACGUAGUUGGUGGGAGACCGUAUCACGUGAUCUAGGCGGCCAGCGUGACGCGGACGCCGGCCCUGGAGCUCCAAGCAUCAUCUCAGAGCUCCGAGCUGCACCCGCCAUCGCCAUCUCCCUCUUCCAUCGUCCUUCUCGCACCCAACAUUAUCCUCCAGAGUAUAAUUCCCCGUUGCUUCGUCGAAUUCAUCAACACAUCUUGCACAUCAUGGAUAAAUUGGUCGCUCAAUACUCCCGCCCGCCGCAUCAGAAUGAGUUCUACUCAGAGCAAGAGCAGCGGGACCUCACAGAGAGCCUUCCUCCGCUCUCUCUGAAGUUCAACCUGCCUCCUGUUGAUAACUCUAGAGCCUUCCUCCGUGCUAUGACCGAUGACCACUCGAAUCCCAGCUGCCCCAUUAAACUUGCCCACGGAACGACGACACUGGCCUUCCGAUUCCAGGGCGGAAUUAUCGUCGCUACGGAUUCGAGAGCUACUGCUGGAAACUGGAUUGCGAGUCAGACAGUCAAGAAGGUUAUUCCCGUCUCGCGGUUGAGCCGCGGGGAGGACAAGCCGUCAAAUGAACCCACUCCCGGGCUUUUGGGCACCAUGGCCGGAGGUGCUGCGGUAUGUGCUAUCCUUGUGGAGCAAUUCAUGCUCUGUGCUAGGAUAAUGGGCCAAAUCCGCCACAAGCGUCGUAUCACUGUCGCCGCUGCGUCUAAGAUUCUCGCCAACCUGACAUAUGCCUACAAGGGAAUGGGUCUGAGCAUGGGAACGAUGUUAGCAGGAAUGACGCCCCAAGAAGGACCCGCUCUUUACUACAUCGACUCAGACGGCACCCGACUCCCCGGAAACCUGUUCUGUGUCGGAUCCGGUCAGACCUUUGCAUAUGGUGUGCUUGACGCCAACUACCGCUACGACUUGACCGAGGAGGAGGCCCUCGAGCUCGGUCGCAGAAGUAUCCUUGCUGCCAUGCACCGUGACGCGUACUCUGGUGGUUUCAUCAACCUGUACCAUGUCAAGGAAGAGGGAUGGGUGCACCACGGCUUCAACGAUAUGAACCCGAUAUUCUGGAAGACGAAGCUGGAGAAGGGCGAGUUCUCGAAUGUCACGUCGGAGUUGUAA